Aspergillus vadensis CBS 113365 is the source of this 876-nucleotide messenger RNA. RefSeq lists its product as uncharacterized. The record is from RefSeq and is a predicted model, not a curated record. The coding region runs from base 1 to 876 and encodes 291 amino acids. The transcript has 9 exons. Lineage: Eukaryota; Fungi; Ascomycota; Eurotiomycetes; Eurotiales; Aspergillaceae.
AUGGUAGGGCGCAACCAACCCCGGUCACCCGGGGAAGAAAUUUCUGAUACAUCUCGCAUGUCGCUGGACAAGAACAGCAGCACCGCCUCGAUGAGUAGAAAAGACGAUACACACAUACAUACAAAUAACCUAUGGGUCUCGCACGCGACCGUUGGGUCUGGACUGGGCGCCGUCGACGCCUCGGGGAUCUUGUCGAUACACAUUCCCCGUAUGAAGAUUACCUCGCCCUCUCAUUCUUGGCCAUUCUUCCUGGAAACUCGCUGGCACUGCCCUCUACCAUGUGUAUUCUCCCAUACUUGGAACCCAUCUUGCUUCGCUUUCACCAUCUUCCCCCCCACCAUGACGCUGAGGACCGACGCCUCCGGUUCGGAGCGAGAGCCCGACUCAGCUCGACUUGGGUUGGUUGAUCUACUCCCUGAUCAUCCCCGAUCAACGGUUAACGAGAUUGAUGGACCACUUCCCGUGGCAUGGAAAGCGGCAGACCAGGGGGGGCUGUGGAAUUUUACUCGCCCUGUAAUCUCAACCGGGGCCGACUCAAGCCAGCUAACUUGCUGGAGCCACGGAAAAUCGAUCGCCACUAGUCUUGGAGCCGAUCAGCUGCGUUCCAAUCAUGACACGCUGGGUAUGGAGCAUAGCGAAAAGGAAAACGCAGCAAAAGUACAUCCGUACCUGCCUGACUUCUUCGAGCCAAAAGCAGGGAUGCCCGUGCGUUACAGGGCACCAAGCCUGCAGAGGGUUGUGGAAUUUGUGGAGGUAGAACACGGUGUCGACGGGUUCUUUCCCGGAGGUUUCUUAUGCCCACGCACCCACUUCCUCAGGCAUCCAUCUACUGGGUUGGGUUUGCUGCCAGCUUUGCCAGGCCAGUUACUCAAGUAA